GAAAAUCUGCUGAACUGGAUGCUUCCACCAAAUCUCAGAGAUGACUCACAAUUGUCCCAUUGUGCCUGUAAGAAAGCAUGACCUGUCUACAAUCACUCCAUUCAGAUCCUCCUGACUCUCUCCUCUAAAGUGAAGAAAGAGGUAAGCAAAGAAAACUACUCUGACCUAAAGCCUCUUCUAAGCACAAUGGUCAAUUCAAAAUACACCAGAGGAAUCCAAGCUGCCAAUAUCUUGCUGUCCCUCAAGCUUGUUGGGAUUCAGAACCAAAGCCUAGAACAUCAGCUGACCCAGCGGAUCCAAGAAGAUAUGGAAAGGAAAGGGUCCAACUUAACCUCAGGACAGCUUGCCUUGAUUAUUCUGGCUCAGGAAGCAUGUAAAAACACCAGUGAAGUGUUUAUAAGGGAUGUCGAUCUGGUCAAAACACUAGAAGAGAAAUUCCGAGCAGAAAUUGGGAAUAUGGAAAUACAUAAUGGCAAUCCGCUGACUAACUAUUACCAGCUCAGCCUGGACGUCUUGGCCUUGUGUCUGUUCAGUGGGAACUACGCAGUCACUGAAAUUGUUGACCACUUCGCUCCUGACAAUAAAAACUAUUAUCUUGGUGGCCAUUUCUCAGUAGAUACUGGAGCAAUGGCUGUUCUUGCUCUGACCUGUGUGCAGAGGAGUAUAAUGAGCGGGAAGAUUGAAGCAGAUGAAAAGGAUUUAAACAAAAUCAAUCAUUACAGAGAGUCGCUGGUAAAUAAGACUCUGUCUGAGGAAAAAGAUGGUCUCUUUGGAAACACAUAUAGUACAGGAGAAGCCAUGCAGGCUCUCUUUGUCUCAUCGAACUAUUUCGAAAAUGAACAGAAUUGCCAAAAAACUCUUCACACAGUGCUUCGCAAUGUUUCUCAGGGAGCAUUCCGUAUGCCAAUUGCCGCAGCCCAGAUCCUACCUGCCCUGAUGGGAAAGACCUACUUGGACGUUAACAAUCACUCUGCCUGUGCCCACAGUCCAGACUUCAACAUCUCCUCUGAUGACCCUGUAUCUGUGACACCGACUGUCUCACCCUCAAACAUCACAGUCAACUACUACGUGCAAAUCAAUGAAACACAGCCCAUCAGUGUCACCGUGAAAAAUGGUUCUGUCUUCCUCGAUGUGAUGGAGGCAGCUCAGAAGAAAAAUAGGACUCUAUUUUGUUUCACAACGGUGGACAGCUCAUGGGGCCCCUACGUCAUCUCUGUCCAGGGCAUACAGGCCAACAAUAAUGACAGAACCUACUGGGAACUUCUGAGCAAUGGCAAACCCCUGAGCCAAGGAGCUGGGAGUUAUGUUGUCAAAGAUGGAGACAAUUUGGGGGUUCGUUGGGCCAAAUAUUAAUAAACUGAAACCUUCCUUCUCUGGGUCUAAUCUUUUUGUAGUGGAAUUCCACAUGAAAAUUGGCCUCACACCUUCCUUCUAAUUUAUCUCAGUCUAGUAAGACAGUCAGUGACCCCCUGUUUCUCUCUUUGCAUGUUCAAUAAAAGAUCAACAACUAUA
This is a messenger RNA of Vicugna pacos (alpaca), 1512 nucleotides long. Lineage: Eukaryota; Metazoa; Chordata; Mammalia; Artiodactyla; Camelidae. The record is from RefSeq and is a predicted model, not a curated record.